GACAGAACUUAACCCGCGCCGGACGAAAAACCGCCAUUUAUUUCCUUGGUCAGCUGUUUUUUCUCCUCUGCGUGCCUCGCCAUGUACACACAGGAGCUCCUCGGGCAACGCGGUAUGAUGCCAUUUAGCGCCUUUUUUAAUGGGCUGACGGGCUACGUCCUAUGGCUCGACACUAGAUGGCAAAUGGGGUCGUCGGUCCCUCUGGAAGCUCAUCUACCCGUGAUUGACAUCACCAUCUGACCAAGGUUAACUAACAACGAGAGAAAUGCGCGCCUGAGGAAUUAAGCUUUGUGCGGCGACCUCGUAUGUUGCAGGUAUCUCGCUACUUCUCUUACUGUCUAGUUCGCAUCGUCUCCCCUGUUGUAUAACUUCCCUUUCUUUCCUAUCCGCUUCCAAAUACCACUGCUCCAUCCGCUUGGAAUUCCUCGAGCAUUAUCCAGCUGUAUUCAGAACAAUUGGGGGUUUCAGGCGCCAUGCCGUCCACUACCGAGACUCACUUCGAGCCUCACGCGUCGGCUCCCAACCCCAAGGCGGGAAAGGGAGCCACCAAACUUUUGCGGCCAUCUAGCAGUCCCGCAUUAGACAUCAUUGACAUACGUCAAGAGUCUGUGGAGCUGAAUCUCAAAGAGGAGAUACACAGCAUGUUACGCCCCCAAGAAGGCCCCCGGAGGAUGCCUACGUUGCUGCUAUACGACGAGAAGGGUCUACAGCUCUUUGAGAAGAUCACCUAUUUGGAGGAAUAUUACUUGACCAACUAUGAGAUCGAAGUUCUUCGGUCUGCGGCAGCUCAAAUGGCCCAAGAGAUUGCGUCCGGGUCAAUAUUGCUCGAACUAGGAAGCGGCAAUCUACGAAAGGUGCAGAUUCUCCUCGAAGCCAUCGAGGAUGCUGAGAAGAAAGUCGACUACUUUGCGCUCGACUUGUCAGAAGAGGAGUUGAUACGGACGCUUGCACAAAUCCCCCCUUUUCGACACGUGCAAUGUCACGGCCUGCUGGGAACAUACGAUGACGGACGCGAAUGGUUAAAGCGGCCAUCCAUUGCGGCUAGGCGCAAGUGUGUCCUGAGUCUUGGGUCCAGCAUUGGCAACUUCCAACGGGAUGAAGCCGCAUCAUUCUUGAAGGGUUUUACAGACGUUCUGCGCUCUACAGACUUUAUCCUCGUUGGAGUGGACUCAUGUGUUGAUCCAUCCAAAGUCUACCACGCGUACAAUGAUCGAGAAGGCGUGACUCAUCAGUUUGUCCUGAAUGGUCUUCGACACGCGAAUGAGGUCCUCGGAUCUGAAGUCUUCAAGGAGGAGGACUGGCGAGUCAUAGGAGAAUAUGUUUACGAUGCGUCUGGCGGACGUCACCAGGCGGCUUACUCCCCAAUCCGUGAGGUCACGGUGUUGGGUGAAACCAUUCGCGCUGAAGAGCGGAUUCAGGUAGAGCAAAGCUUGAAGUAUUCCAAGGAGGGAAUGGAGAGGUUGUGGAACGCCGCCGGCUUGGUUGAGCAGGCCACGUUCAUGCGUGGCAAGGAGUAUGGAUUGCAUCUCUUGACAAAAUCCACCAUGCCUUUCAGCUUGAAGCCCUCCGAGUAUGCCCACACCAACCUGGCCACUCCUGAAGACUGGAACGCAAUCUGGAGGGAAUGGCAUACAGUCACCCGAUUGAUGCUGCCCGAGGAGGAACUGACUGAAAAGCCCAUAAAGCUGCGGAACGCCUGCAUCUUCUAUCUUGGGCACAUACCGACAUUUCUCGACAUCCAGCUGACAAAGACCACCAAAACACCUGCCACCAAUCCUCUCUUCAAUUCUAUCUUCGAGCGCGGAAUCGAUCCUGAUGUGGACAACCCGGAGCUGUGUCAUUCACACUCGGAAAUUCCGGAUGAGUGGCCAUCUGUUGAAGACAUCUUGACGUACCAGGAACAGGUUCGGACCAGGUUGCUCCACUUGUACUCUAAGGGGCAAGAAAAAAUCCCGCGAGAUGUGGGAAGAGCUAUAUGGGUGUCAUUUGAGCACGAACUCAUGCACAUCGAGACACUCCUGUACAUGAUGCUACAGAGCGAUAAAACUCUGCCCCCACCUCACACACUGAAACCGAACUUUGCCUCGCUAGCUCAGAAUGCAUUUGCCGAAAGAGUGGAAAACCAGUGGUUCACAGUUCCUGAGCAACAGGUCACCAUCGGGCUUGACGAUCCCGAGGAUGUCUUGGACUCCACCGGUCACUUCGGCUGGGAUAACGAGAAGCCGUCUCGGCAGGUCAAUAUCCACUCGUUUCAGGCGAAAGGUGCGCCAAUCACGAAUGAGGAGUACGCGCAAUAUCUUUAUGCGAUGAAGAAAGCCAAGAUUCCUGCUUCAUGGGCAGAGGAAACUCAGAAGGAAGCUAAUGGCUCCAAUGGAUACGUUAACGGCGUCACCAACGGUGACUCCAAUGGUCAUGCGAAUGGCCACUCCAACGGCGCACAGUCACCGCCAAGUUCAUUCCUCGAAGGCAAAACAGUGAGGACAGUUUAUGGUCUGGUGCCACUGAGGCAUGCGCUUGAUUGGCCCGUGUUUGCCUCUUACGAUGAGCUUGCUGGAUGCGCUACUUGGAUGGGUGGCAGAAUUCCCACCGAGGAAGAGGCGAGAAGCAUCUACAGCUACGCUGACUACAUGAGAAAGGAGCAAGCGGAAAAUCAACUUGGAAAGACGGUUCCGGCGGUGAAUGGUCACCUUUCGAAUGACGGCGUCGAAGAAACCCCACCAUCACGCGCUACGAGGUCAGUCAACGGAGAGUCCCCAGGACUCUUCGUUGACCUCACUCAUGCUAAUGUUGGCUUCAAGCAUUGGCACCCAACUCCUGUGACGGCUCACGGCAACCGCUUGGCUGGACAAUCCGAAAUGGGAGGUGUUUGGGAGUGGACCAGUUCGACGUUGACCAAGCAUGCGAGCUUCGAGCCAAUGGCACUGUAUCCCCAAUACACUUCCGACUUCUUCGAUGGCAAGCAUAAUGUUGUCCUAGGUGGCUCCUGGGCCACACAUCCGCGCAUUGCUGGCCGGAGAUCGUUUGUCAACUGGUAUCAGCGUAACUACCCUUAUGCUUGGGUGGGCGCCAGACUGGUUCGGGACUUGUAACUCAGGGGCAACAAAUGCUCCUCACCCAAGCCAGUUUACAACCCUGGCAAAUUCGAUCAGAUCUGAGCAGCUCAACCUGGCUCGGCAAAUCAACAAGCCCUUCAACGCAGUACCUGGAUGGUCGAUAUUUGGCCAUGGCCUGAAAUGGUGGAUAAUGUCUUUCGUGUGUCAUUUACAAGCAAAAGAUUUCCUGCUUGGUAUUAAUUUAGGGGCUCUUCACAGUAACCAACAAGCCCACAAAAGUCACUCGUUGAGAUCUGUUUGGGGGUUGCCGGUUGUAGAUAUUUAAUAUCAUUUUGCAUACGAUUCGGUGGUCAUCAAUGUAAUAUUUCCUGA
Molecule: messenger RNA, 3425 nt
Organism: Pseudomassariella vexata
Lineage: Eukaryota; Fungi; Ascomycota; Sordariomycetes; Amphisphaeriales; Pseudomassariaceae
Product: C-type lectin protein
Exons: 15
Coding region: 474-3089 (871 amino acids)
Source: RefSeq, a predicted model, not a curated record